ACCAUGUUAUCGUCCCUCACUCUUUUGACCUUUGCAGGCAUCUGCCUUGGUACGGGAGACAAGGCGCCCGCAAAGNNGCCCCCUCAAAGAACUCUCAGAAGUGCGCAGGAAAGAGCAAAGAUACUCGCAGCAUGUCCGGCCUACGAGCACUAUGCGAGGUUCUCACACCCACCCUUCUCCGAGGGUCCCAUGUCACUCCCCUUCCAGCGCCCGGCUGCACUAUGUCGAACAUUCGAGUCAGACUUGGUGGAACAGAUCAUUGACGACAUGAAUGAGAAGAUGACGGACAAGGAUCUGGCUAGAAUCUUUGAGAAUGCUUUCCCCAACACCUUGGAUACUACCGUCAAAUGGCACGUCGACGGUACAGACAAGUCACCCUAUAAGAGCAGCAAUGGCGCAUGGGAAGGUCCUCAGAGUUUCAUCGUGACCGGCGACAUCAACGCAGAGUGGCUUCGAGAUUCUACAAAUCAACUGGCUCAGUACCAAAAGCUGGCCAACAAGGACAAGGCCAUAGAAAUGUUGAUACUGGGCGCCAUCAACACUCAGGCCGAAUAUGUAAUCGAGUCUCCCUACUGCAACGCCUUCCAGCCACCUCCACCGAGUCGUCUGGCUCCCUCAAACAAUGGCCAGGAAGAUGUCGUUCAUCCAGCAUAUGAGCCAUCAAAAGUCUUCGAAUGCAAAUACGAGCUGGAUUCGGUUGCGCACUUUUUGUCCCUGUCCAAUCAAUUCUACAACCACACGGAAUCCACUGCUUUUUUGACCCCAAGAUGGUAUGCCGCCUUGGACACUCUGCUUGGAUUGCUCGAUGAGCAGGCCAAACCCACCUUUGAUCCCAUCACCGGUGCUUUUCAGCAUAAUGAAUACACUUUUAGGCGUCGUACAGAUGCGGGUACAGAAACUCUCGGCUUGUCUGGCAACGGUAAUCCAUUGAACAACGGAACUGGCCUCGUUCGAAGUGCAUUCCGUCCUAGCGAUGAUGCCACCAUCCUUGGCUUCUUCAUUCCAGCAAAUGCCAUGAUGGCCGUUGAGCUAAAACGAGCAUCAGCGAUGCUAGCAAAAGCAGGCAAACUCAAGCUUGCCGCUGAUUUGAAGGCACGUGGAGCACUGAUUGAGGAGGGUGUCUGGGAGCACGGUGUCGUACCGCACAAGAAGUAUGGCUCGGUGUUUGCUUUUGAAGUUGAUGGCUAUGGUUCUUCCAUCAUAAUGGAUGAUGCCAACCUGCCGUCACUACUCGCUUUACCGCUGUUGGGCUUCGUCUCCAAGGAUGACAAGACGUAUCAGAACACCCGCCGUAUGAUAUUAGAAAGAGACGGCAAUCCUUACUAUCUUUCCGGUAGAGCAUUCAGAGGAAUUGGUGGUCCUCACAUAGGACUACAGAAUGCUUGGCCUAUGAGUCUGCUGGUGCAGGCAAUGACUUCUGAAGAUGACGAAGAGAUCAUAGACGCCCUCUCUACCGUCAAACAUGUCAGUCAUCUGGGUCUAAUACAUGAAAGCAUUCAUGUUGACCGCGGCAGAGAGUACACUCUCUUGAGCAAUCUAAAUCCACAAUCAUCUUUGCAACCUCUACACGCACCGGAUGACACUGAAGACGACGACGACGACGACGACGACGACGACGAAGAAGAAGACGAUAAAUCCAGUGUACAUAGCUUUGAGCUCUACACGCCAGACGAGGAGAGAUCCUUACUCAGAAAGCUGGACAUCCGUCUGGUGCUAUUCUUAGCACUUCUAUACAUGCUCUCAUUUCUGGAUCGGUCAAACAUUGGCAAGGCUAGAGUUGCUGGCAUGUCGACAAGCCUGAGGCUUAGUUCAGGUCAAUUCGAAUGGUUACUCACGGGAUUCUACAUUUCUUACAUCUGUUUUGAGUGGAUGACUCUACUUGUGUCACAGNNAUACAAGAUCUUUCCGCCACACGCGUACAUAUCCCUGUGUGUCUUUGCAUGGGGAUGUCUGGCGUCCUUGCAAAGCGUCAGUACAGGCUUUGGUUCCAUGCUGAUAUUACGAAUCCUGUUGGGAGUCUCCGAAGCGGCUUUCGGACCAGGUGUACCCUUUUACUUGUCCUUCUUCUUCAAGAGGAACGAACUUGCCUUUAGAACUGGUCUGUUCAUCUCCGCUGCACCUCUAGCCAGCAGUUUUGCAAGCACUCUGGCCUUUGCCAUUGUCAAGCUUGGCAAGAACACCGCCAUAGAAAGCUGGAGACUUUUGUUCAUAAUAGAAGGCUUCCCGAGCAUAAUAGUUGCUGUAUGGGCUUGGUAUGUGAUUCCAGACUCACCUUCGACUGCAUCCUGGCUCUCGGCCAGAGAACGAAGAAUAGCAACACUCCGUUUGCGGAAACAGACGAGCAUUUCUCAAGCUCAUACCUCUGGGAAAGAGCAAGCGAAGAGGUUUGACUGGUCUGCUGUUCGUACCACUUUGUGCGAUCCAAAGAGUUACCUGACUGCUGGCUGCUUCUUUUCCUUGAACGUAGCUUUCUCGUCGAUGCCAGUAUUCGCACCCAUGAUCAUCCAAAAUAUGGGUUACUCGGCUACAAAGGCUCAAGGUCUGGCUGCUCCGCCUCACCUCUUCGCCUUUGUCAUGGUGCUUGUAACCUCAGUCAUCUCUGACCGGCUACAGUCACGUUCAAUACCCAUUAUAAUCCAUGCCAGCUUGGCGCUGGUUGGUUACGUAUUGCUUGCCCUCGCGCCAACAUUGCAUCUAUCGUCUACAACCCAAUAUCUGUGCCUCUUCCCAGUCACUGCUGGCUUCUUCUGCGCCGUCACAACCGUCAUAGUUUGGACCGUCAACAAUCAGCAAAGCGAAGAAGGACGUGGUAGCAACGUUGCACUCUUGAAUGUCAUUGGUCAAUUGGGACCUCUUGUUGGGACACGACUAUAUCCAGACUCUGACGAUUAUACAAGAGGGCAUGCCUUAUGCGCCGGUUUCAUGGCAUUGGUGGCACUAUUGGCAAUAGUGCUGAGAUUUCUUCUUGUCAGAGCCAACUCUUCUUUGCGUGCAGCUCGAUCUUCAUCGCAAGUUGAUGGUGCAGACAAACCGCUGGUGGGCAGUUUUCAUGGUGCCAUGGGUGGUUUUGAAUACAUGCUAUAG
This is a messenger RNA of Aureobasidium uvarum, 3084 nucleotides long. The record is from the annotation of a GenBank genome assembly. NCBI's taxonomy places the organism in Eukaryota, Fungi, Ascomycota, Dothideomycetes, Dothideales, Saccotheciaceae.